AUGGACAUGAUGUCGGCAGGGACGGCCUCAUUCGUCGCGGCGUCCGGCUCGGACGUCCACUCCAACCUCAGCUCGACCUUCGCCGCAACCUCUUCCUCGUCCUUGGGCUCCUUAACCGACUACAACACCUACCCUCUCACGCGACAAGGCGAUCGUACCUACCUCCGCGACCCCGACAACCUCUAUCCUCUCCCAUGCGACCUCCCCGAGAUCCACCGCCAGAGCCUGCGCACCAUGAUGCUGCUGCGCGUCUUUGGCGGCCCGUUUUGCAACCCCCACCUGGCCAAUCGCCCGCCCAAGCGCGUCCUGGAGAUCGCCUGCGGGUCGGGCUUGUGGUCGGGCCUGUGCCACGAGUACUUUGUCCGGCACGGGCAGCCGAACGUCUCCUUCGUCGGCAUCGACUUUGUCUCGUUCGCCCCGGACCUGCGCAAGCAGGGCAUGAACUGGACAUUCAAACGACAUGAUCUUCGCAAACCCCGCCUCCCUUUCCCGGACGACUACUUCGAUCUGGUUUUCAUCAAGGACGCCGGCAUGUGCCCGUCCAGCCCGGCGCAACAAGCGUCGGGGUUGAGGGAACCCCUCCGAGUCUUGAAAUCGGGAGGCACCUUGGAGGUAUGGGAUUCCGACUGGGUCUUCCGUUCGCUGCUGCCCAACCCGGCACCGGCCCGCAAGACUUCUUCGAAGGAACAGGAGAUUGCCGACCAAACCGCGACUUAUACUUUUUCCUCCGCCACCCCAUUCACACGUGCUCACAACAAGUUUCUGGUGGACUACAAUUCCUGGAUCGAGAAAUCAUUUGACUGUCGCAAACUCACGGCGGUGCCCUGUGCCACCAUCGGGCUCUCAUUCAAUUCGGAGAUCGAUCUAUUAGAGAAUAUCGACAGUCGCCGCAUCGCUAUCCCACUGGGGGAAUUACGAUGGGAGCGUGAAGGCCAAGGCAAAGAUUCCAAGGGCCGUGCCCGAAAAGCCUUGACGCCGGAGCAGUGCUCCAUUCGGCGGACUGCGCUUCUCACAGUGAUUCAAAUGAUUGAAGGGCUGGAGCCCAUGCUCAUAGAAGCUAGUGGGAAAGGGCGCGACGAAUGGGACCGGUGGUGGGCGGCCAUGAACACCGAUCUCUUCCAAAAAGGCGGCGUCGCCAGUGGCGAGUGUCUCGAAGUCAGUGCGUGGUGGGGGAAAAAGAAAUAA
Molecule: messenger RNA, 1185 nt
Organism: Penicillium argentinense
Lineage: Eukaryota; Fungi; Ascomycota; Eurotiomycetes; Eurotiales; Aspergillaceae
Product: class I SAM-dependent methyltransferase
Exons: 1
Coding region: 1-1185 (394 amino acids)
Molecular function (GO): methyltransferase activity
Source: RefSeq, a predicted model, not a curated record